This is a messenger RNA of Peronospora matthiolae, 1473 nucleotides long. NCBI's taxonomy places the organism in Eukaryota, Oomycota, Peronosporomycetes, Peronosporales, Peronosporaceae. The record is from the annotation of a GenBank genome assembly.
AUGAAACUUCGUGGCGUGUUUCGAGCGACCAAACUGCCGUCUGGACAGCAUACCAUUGGCACCAAGUGGGUAUUCAAGAUCAAACGGAAAGCUGAUGGAUCCAUCGAGAAAUACAAGGCGCGCCUCGUGGCAAAAGGGUUCAAGCAGAAAUAUGGCAUCGACUACAAGGAGACGUUUUCGCCGGUAGUCAAGUACGUGACGCUGCGCAUGGUGGUUGCAAUCACGAAGUACUUUGGCUGGACACUGGACCAACUGGACGUGGUGACAGCUUUCCUUUACGGAGAAAUGAAGGAAAAGGUAUUCUGCUCGAUCCCAGAAGGAGUCGAAGUUGAUGAAGACUUUGACUGCUUUGAACUGGUCAAGGCGAUCUACGGACUAAAACAAGCAUCGCGCGUAUGGAACGAGACUUUUCAUGAGUUCGUCUGCUCCAUUGGAUUUCAAGUCUCCGAUUUUGACCCGUGUCUUUAUCUCAAGAUUACAAGUGGCGAGUGCGUGCUUUUGCUGGUAUACGUCGAUGAUGUGUUGGUGACUGGCAGAUCAACCGAACUGAUUAUGCGCACCAAGAGUGACUUAAAGGCGCGUUUCGAAAUGACCGACAGUGGGAAGCGCGCAUUCGUGUUGGGCAUCGAGCUGGUAGACAACGACAACGGUAGCGUGACGAUGUGCCAACGACGCUACGUGGAAGAUGUUCUCAAGCGUUUUGGCACGAGCGACUGCAAAGCCGUCACCAGCCCAACAGACAUCAGUUCUCGACUCAUACCAAGCACCGCAACAACCAAAAUCCAUGCCCCGUUUCGUGAAGCAGUAGGCGCUCUGAUGCACUUGAUGACCGCGACACGACCGGACAUUGCCUUUGCUGUGAGUUACGUUUCGCGCUUCAUGGAGAACCCCCAAGUCGAGCAUUGGAUGGCGGUCAAGCGCAUUUUGCGAUACUUACAAGGGACUAAGUCGCACGGUAUCUGCUUCAAGCCUGAUGACAAGAUAGACUUUUGUGGCUACUCGGAUGCAGACUGGGCCGGCGACCAUGCAGACCGCAAGUCGACUUCAGGAUAUGCGUUUAUCCUGAUGGGUGCUCCGGUGAGCUGGGGAAGCAAAAAGCAGUCAAGUGUGUUGCUGUCAACAAGUGAAGCUGAGUACAUUGCACUAAGUCUGGCGAUUCAAGAAGGCAAGUGGGUGCAUCGAUUGCUGUGCGAGAUCCUGGAUGCCGCAGAGGGAAAUUCUGGACCCGAGCUCAAGAACAUGGACGACAACCAGUCGUGCAUCAAGAUGACGAAGAAUCCGGUGAACCAUGGUCGAGCCAAGCACAUCGACAUCAAGUACCAUCACAUUCGUGAUGAAGUCAAGCGUGGUGAUGUCAAGUUGGAGUACUGUGAGACUACGACUAUGUUGGCGGACAUCAUGACGAAGGGACUGCCAGGACCGCGUCACAAGGACUUGACGGCAGCGCUCAGCAUACACGCGUGUUCGCAUUGA